Messenger RNA from Ciona intestinalis (vase tunicate), 5474 nucleotides. Lineage: Eukaryota; Metazoa; Chordata; Ascidiacea; Phlebobranchia; Cionidae. The record is from RefSeq and is a predicted model, not a curated record.
UCUGUUUCAUACACCUCGUGCCCGCUUACGUGUUACCACGUGUGUAACUUUGUGGGUGUUUUUACUGUAGGGCAGACAAUAUGGGCAACUCAUUAGUGACCACAAACGCCCACAAUGGUAGCAGCAUCGAGCCUCGAACCCGUAUUUAACGGAAAACACUAGAAGGAAUUUAGUCGAGGGAGUAAAGUGGGAAGGAUGUAACAGCGUCGUAGUUAUUCUAGAAUGCUCCGUGAGAAUUUUUCCAUUAUGACGCACUUCCAGUUUCUGUCGCGUCGUUACCACGGUUACUUCUGACGUCAUAAUAGCGGCUCGCGAUCUUUCGGUUCUAGAAUACCUGAGAAACAUUACAGAAUUAACUUCGCGUUUGUCGCGUAAUGAAACAACGAGCUGUUAUGACGUCAUAAAGCAAUGCCGGUGAACAACAGGAAGUAGUUUCGAGGUGACGUCUCGAAAACGUCGAAAAUUCUUGGAUAAUUUGAAUGAGAAACAAACUUUCUCACAAGUUUCGAGACGAUACCUUGGAAUAUUGGGUUCAGUUAUUCUUGGUUCAUCAGCUGCAUGCAUUGUUUCUUCAUUGUUUCGUGACAAUGAGGUUUAUAGAGCUUGGCAGGCGAGUAAAGGAGCCGACAGCCGCAUAGGACUUAUUUGUUGACAUCCCACAGGCAGAUAUUUGUGUAAAAUGUUUUGUAAAAUUUUUCUGAUAAUUUUUGUCCAAGUUUUGAACUCCCAAGGUCGAUUACUGUUAAUCAAUUUCACCCCAAUAUCCGGCAACACUCGUUCAACGUACAUGCUCUGUACCGACCUCAUGCGGAACUCCACACGCUCACAACUCGGCCUCAGGAGGGCGUUUCCGUGGAGAUCGAAAACCAGUAUCAGGGCACUGCAACGGCCAGCAUUUAACAGGCAGGGAAUGUUAUAUAGUUGGCAUUAUAACCCAUUGGUGGCAACGGGGGAGUUUAUUUGUGGGAGGAAUUUGGAGGAAGUACGAGCUUUUAAAAUGAGCGAAAAAGGUCUACUGCGACCGGAAGCCGCCACUAAAACAGCGCCCCUUGGUGGCAAUGUCGUGAUACGAAUGUUGCCCGUGACGUCAUCUAAUGACGUCACCACCGCAUCUACCCCGAGAAAGACCACGUGGUUAAAAGACGGCCGCCCAUUGGACGAGAACGACCCUAGGAUUUGGACGGCGGAAAACGGGGGUAGAGCCCUCGUCAUCAAAAACGUUACAAAACACGACGCAGGCAUCUACAUGGCCCGAUUAUCUGGACAACCUUAUUAUUAUUCGGCCGCUACACGACUAUACGUGAGGGAUUGUCCGUUAAACACGUGGUCUUUGAACUGUUCCCGCCCAUGCAUUGUGUGCAAUAAUGGUGGGGUGUGUAGCGCCUCCAGUGGCGAAUGUGAUUGCCCAAUCGGAUUCUACGGUCGUCAUUGUGAACGAGCUUGCCCGUUGAAUCGCUUCGGUGUCAAUUGUACGUUAAGUUGUGAUGACGUCACUAAUGACGUCACAUGCCGUGGAGUCCAGAUGUGCCUGACCACUGGAUGUCACUGUGCUACAGGGUGGAGGGGAGCUAAUUGUGAUGAAGUUUGUCCACCAAACACAUACGGACCAGAUUGUCAACAAAGAUGUUUAUGCCGUAACAAUGGUACUUGUGACGCACAAAGAGGUUGCGUUUGCAUGCGUGGUUGGUUUGGACCGUCAUGCAAGUCACGCGUGAAGAUCAAUAGUGAUGUCAUAAUCAACCAAAUGAACAAUGGUAGCACCUUGCCAACAGAGAGAGCUCCAAACAUUUCAUCGGUUCGAGCUAUCCCAUCUUUCCAGAUCAAUCGCAACCAAGAGGUUCGGGUCGAAUGUUCGGUGACGGGGAUUCCCCUCCCUGAACAAGGGGAAAUAAUAUUAAUGGGUGAAAAUGACGUUGAAAUUUACCCGGUCCGUAACUCGAUGACAUCAUCGCAUACGACAUCAUCAUUUGACAUCAUCAUGACAUCAUACAUCGGACCGUAUCGAUGCCAAGCAACUACCAGCGCAGGAAAAGCAACGAAAGAUUUCAAUUUUACAAUUUCUGAACUCCCCACCCCCCUACACCCCCCUUACUUCAUCACGAGGUCACCAACACGCCUUGUGAUUGGUUUGAACAGUCGUAACUACACCGGGGAUGGACCAAUCACAGCACGGGAAGUUUGGUACAAACAAAAAAGUGAACGGUUUUUCAAAAUUUCGAAAAGACAGUUAACAGGCAACGAUACAGUGACCAUCACCGAGUUGAAACCGGCCACCAAGUACAACGUGCGUGUAGUGUUAAGUAGGGAAGGCGGGGUAUCGGGGCAAGGGGUGCCGGGACCAGUGGCCACUAUGGAGACAGAUUGUGAUAAACCCUCAUUACCCCCAAAAAUUACGAGUAUCUACGCCAUCGGGAACACCACUCUGUUUCUACGAUGGGAAAUCCCCCCAACCGAUAAACUAAACGGAGAUAUUCUUGGGCACAGGAUAUUUCAUCGCGAGCUGGGCACUUGGAGCACCAGUAACUGGCGAAUGUUGCAACAGAGUUACCAACAAACGAACACCAAGAACCAGUACAGGAACACGGCCACAGUGAAACAACUGAAACCACUCGCCGUGUAUUUAGUUCGGAUGAAGUUGUAUAAUUGUGCGGGGGAUUCCCCUAUAUCAAAACCUGUUCGUGUUACUAUGGGAGAAUUGGAUACACCGAUCGGUCCUGAUGUCACAAUGACCAACCGAACGUCAUCAUCGUUAAGUUACGCUUGGUUGACUCCAUCCAACACCCAACAAUACACCAUUGUUUCGUACGAGAUAAUGUUCGAAGAGGUUGGAGACGAUUCCCCAAACUCAUUCAAGUAUGACGGCAACACGACAUCGCAAACGUCAUCAUGGACUUUCCAUGAUUUGGUUCCGUUCACGUCAUAUUCCUUCAAAGUUCGAGCGUAUACUCACGAGGGUCCGGGGUCGUAUAGUGAUGUCAUAAUCAACCAAACAAUGGAGGAUGCACCGAGCGAACCCUUGAACCUACAAGCUGACGUCAUUACAUCCGAUGAGAUCCAUCUACGAUGGGAAACCCCCCUUCACCCAAAUGGGGUCCUAAGGGGUUACGAGGCCGAGGUGUUGAAAGGGGCGGGGCCUUGGAUGUCAAUCAUUGAUGAGUUAACCAAUCAGACAAAUCUGCUUGUGAAGAAUUUAGAUGAAUACACAUCGUACAGCUUCCGUGUUCGAACAAUGACAAUAACAAUGGGUCCCUGGUGUGAUGUCAUAAACGUUAUGACAAUGAGCACUGUUCCGUUACAAUCUCCCCAAAUCAUCUCCGUAAAAGUGACGUCACCACAAUCGGUCAUCGUAACAUGGCUCCCAAUACCCCCCUCACCCUACGUAACAGAAGUCACACAAUACGAAGUCAUAUAUACUGAUGAUAUUCGGCAGAAUGAUAAACAUUGGAGGUCAAAGGUGGUUCCCGGUGACGUACUGACGAUGGUGGUUGAGGAAUUGAAACCAGACACCGUGUAUUUCUUUAAGGUGGCGGCUAAGACACAAAAUAUUGGAAGCUUCUCCAUACAAAGUACUGUACGUACCGCUAGUUUGGGCCUUCCACCACCACCGUAUGGCGCUACGGUGUCAAACGUGACGUCAUCGUCGGCCGUUAUACAUUGGUCCACAAGGGGGGGAUACAGAGUCACCAUUGUUAAACUUGUUUAUUAUCAAAAGGGGGGAAGUCCCAUACGUCUUCUAGAAAACCAGGAAAAAAGAAAGAAAUCCCUGACCUCAUUACAGCCCAAUACAUUAUACACAGUUGAACUAAUAGCCAAGAAUUACGUUGGUGAUAGUUCGGGCAACCCUCUUCUAACUUUCCAUACAAAGGCAGGAAAAGAUGGUACCUCCAUAUAUGAAGACACCAACCUCAACCUUCCCUUCCACCGAACCAUGAUGUUCAAGAUAGGGAUGGGAAUAUUGGGAGGAUUGCUCAUUGUUAUCGUCAUUGGGUUCAUUGUUGCGUAUUACAGAUGUCGUAGUGUGACUCGUAAACGAAUGAACCCACCAGCGCCUCGUGUGGAGAUGGAUUGUCUUACCGCCACCACACGAGCAUCGACCUUUGGAUCCACGUCACAAGGUGGCGGUAUACACUCACGUUCAGCUACGUUGAUGUCCAGCUACUCGCUACGAUCGGGGAAUUCGAGAGCACCGUCAACCUAUUCAGGCCAGAUAUUCCCUGAAUCGUUGUCAAUACCAUGGGAGAACAUAUUAUUUGAAGACAUUCCUCUAGGGGUUGGUAACUUUGGCCAGGUGGUGAAGGCUGUGGUGCAGAAGGAUGACAAGCUUAUACAGACAGCUGUGAAGAUGCUAAAAGAUGGUUGUACAUUGGAAGACAAGCGCGACUUCCUCGCCGAAGUUGACACGAUGAUGCGAAUCGGUAACCAUCGUCACGUGGUGGCGCUAGUGGGCGCAUGCGAGCAUGACCACGUGAUGUACCUCUGCACCGAGUUCGCCCCCCUCGGAUCCUUGCUACAGUUCCUACGUAGAAGCAGGAGGUUGGAGGGGUCAAAUGGAACGUACACAUCAUUGUCCCAAUCCCAGCUGUUAAAGUUCGCUCAUGACGUCACACAAGGGAUGACGUACUUGAGUGAGAAACAGAUAAUCCACCGUGAUUUGGCGGCCAGGAACAUUUUACUUGGUGAUGGAUACGUUUGUAAGAUAGCUGACUUCGGUUUAUCCAGGGGGGAAGGGGUGUACGUGAAGAAGACGGUAUCAAGGUUGCCUAUACGAUGGAUGGCUAUCGAGAGUUUGAACUAUAAUGUAUAUACAUCCAAGAGUGACGUUUGGUCGUUCGGUGUUCUUCUGUGGGAGAUAGUGAGCCUUGGGGGAACCCCCUAUUGUGGGAUGUCUUGCGCUGAGCUUUACGAGAAACUCCCCACUGGGUACCGAAUGGAAAAACCACUCAACUGUGACGACGAAGUAUACGGGUUGAUGUACCAAUGUUGGAAGAACAGACCCUACGACCGUCCCACCUUCUCACAGCUCUCUAUCGCCCUCGAACGGAUGUGCGACGCGAGGAGUAGCAGGAACUACGUAAACACCGCGAUCUUCGACGAUUUUAAAUUCGCGAACAUUGACGUGAAUGAAGAGGAGGCGUGACGUCACUAUUAAUGAUGUCACCACGAUUGAUAUGACGGAGUCGUUACGUCACUGUGGAAGGGGAUUUUGUUUAAAGGCGUCAUCAGUUGGGCACAUCUGAGGCCUGGGGUUUAGGUCUAUUACCCCAACACCCAGGGUACUACCAUCUAGACCCCACUGAGGCAGUUUAUAGACACUCUGGAAUAGAGAUUCUAUUAUAUAAGGGUGAGGUCUUCAGUAAGGCACACCUGAGACCUGAAAUGUAUUUUGUAAAUCUAUUCUUGGAAUUGUGUUUAUUAUUUGCGCCAUUUUUAUCGUCGCCAAACAAGAAUUUAAAAUAUAUCGACUACGCGCUCGA